AUGUUGGUCAAGCGCUCAGGUGCAAAUUCGGUGAAUUCCGAAACAUUCUGGAAGUGUGUUUCGCAAGCCGACUGGCCGGACUUCAUCGAUAUCACAUCCAUCGUUCUCGAAAUAACUGCCAUUAUUCUAAAUGCCAUCACAGGAUAUCUUCUCUUACAGAUCAAAGAAGGCAACCUGAUAAUCAUUUUUCUACUUCGAACUGUCAUUUUCAAUAGUAUCAUCGAUGCUACCAUCAAACUUAUCAAAGAUCUAACCCCUAUCAAAUCUGAAUUAGGCGACGUUGCACUGAAUUACUUCCUCUGUGUUGUAUGGGACUCCAGAUUUCUCUUUUGGCUAUUCAAUACCUUCUCUGUUACUGGUCUUACUCUCUUCUCUGUAGAUAGAGCCUUGACUCUAUUAAAUAAAGAUUCACUUCGACUUGUGUCAGCUGAAUCUCGUCUGCGAACUUACCAAAUAUCUAUUUAUCUCUAUGGUCUCUUGCUAACAAUUCCACAGUUUAUUUCAGUCAAUUUGGAGAAUGGAACCUGCGCUUGCGCUCCUACAACUGUGAAUGUUCCAGUUUUAGCAAUUCUCUAUGCUCAUGUCUUCAUUCGGUACGUCCUGUUAGUUAUUCUAAAUGGAGGCACCCUAUGUGUGUGUGCGGGUGUGGUCAUAAAAUGGAUCAAACAGACACCCGUCAAACAUCAGGUCGAUGAACUCAACGCUCUUCAUUUUGACAUCCCAUCAUCUGCUGAAUUAAAACGUCUGGAAGCGUCACAUGGUUGGAAGACACCUUCGCUAUGCAUCCUUCCAAUAUCAAUAUUCUAUGUCACGAACGUUGGUUUCGAUGCUGGUUAUCAAUUCAUUAGCGGAGUUGGUCUGACAACAUAUGUGAUUGGUGGAAAGUUUCAACGAUUUGGGACAUUACUGUUGGUAGUUUUCUCAAAUAUUGUUCCUCUUACUCUGUUGCUUACAUUGCCGGUAUUUCGCUUCUGGUUGAGGGAUAAAUUUGCUUUCUUGAAUUGUUGCAAACGUAAAAAAAUCCCUAAAUGA
Molecule: messenger RNA, 1032 nt
Organism: Rodentolepis nana
Lineage: Eukaryota; Metazoa; Platyhelminthes; Cestoda; Cyclophyllidea; Hymenolepididae
Source: the annotation of a GenBank genome assembly